Nicotiana attenuata is the source of this 1879-nucleotide messenger RNA. Its product is annotated as UNC93-like protein 1. The record is from RefSeq and is a predicted model, not a curated record. The transcript has 2 exons. Bases 255 to 1685 code for a protein of 476 amino acids. Lineage: Eukaryota; Viridiplantae; Streptophyta; Magnoliopsida; Solanales; Solanaceae.
GCAAUAGUCCCGAGGCCCAGUUAUGAAUUUAAUUUUUAAAAACACCUGCAAUAACCAGUACGACACUCUAUAAAAAGAGAAUCUUAAACUUAUUGUCAACAAAACAACCAGUCUUUAAUUCAUAUUCAUCCAAUCCUUGCUUUCAAAGUUCCCAAUUUAAUUCCACCACUGUUUUAUCGUCCCUAUAUAUUGCCAGAUUCGAUACUCCCAUUUUUUUCUUAUAUUUGAUCCGUGUAAUCCGAGACCAUAGCGUUAUGGGUUCUUACGGAGAUGAAGAAACUGGAAAAGGGUUACCUAAUUCACCUCCAAAUAAUUCAAUUUUCAGGUAUAAUUCACCACUGGUUCAAGUUGGUUUGAUUGGAUUGGUAUGUUUUUGUUGUCCAGGGAUGUUUAAUGCACUCUCUGGAAUGGGUGGUGGUGGUCAAGUAGACCACACCGCAGCUAACAACGCUAACACUGCUCUCUACACAACUUUUGCCAUAUUUGGAAUUUUGGGUGGUGGCAUUUACAACAUAUUAGGUCCUCAAAAAACUCUAUUUGUUGGAUGUUCGACUUAUAUAUUGUACGCGGGAUCUUUUCUCUACUACAAUCACCAUAAACAUCAGGCUUUCGUCGUAGUUGCUGGUGGUCUUCUUGGUAUUGGCGCGGGCCUUUUAUGGGCUGCUCAGGGAGCUAUUAUGACGUCGUAUCCGCCACAUGAUAGGAAAGGUACAUAUAUCUCUAUGUUUUGGAGUAUUUUUAACAUGGGUGGUGUUAUUGGCGGACUUAUUCCUUUUGUAUCGAAUUAUAAUAGAACUACCGCGGCCUCUGUUAAUGAUGGUACUUAUAUUGGAUUCAUGAUUUUCAUGGCAAUUGGAACCUUUCUUUCUUUAGCAAUUUUGCAUCCUAGUAAGGUUACUAGGAACGAUGGUUCCAAGUGUACUAAUAUAAAGUACUCGAGUGUGUCUGUUGAAUUGCUGCAAAUACUCAAACUGUUUGGGAAUUGGAAAAUGUUGUUGAUGGUUCCAGCCUCGGUUGCUAGUAACUUUUUUUAUACUUAUCAGUUCAAUAAUGUUAACGGGGUAUUGUUCAAUUUGAGGACUCGAGGUUUGAACAAUGUGUUCUAUUGGGGUGCACAGAUGAUCGGUUCAGUGUUCAUCGGGUCUAUAAUGGACUAUAGCUUUAAGAGCAGGAGAGCUAGGGGAUUGGUUGGUAUUAUUAUUGUUGGCCUGCUUUCGACAGCAAUUUGGGGUGGAGGACUCGCGAAACAGCUUAAAUAUUCCUGCGAAGAUGUACCUGAUCACAUAGUAUUACUGGAUUUCAAGGAUGGUUCUAAAUUUGCUGGUCCAUUUGUCUUGUAUUUUAGUUAUGGAUUACUUGAUGCCAUGUUUCAGAGCAUGGUUUAUUGGGUCAUAGGAGCAUUGGCCGAUGAUUCUGAGAUUCUCAGCAGGUAUACUGGCUUCUAUAAAGGAAUACAAAGUGCAGGAGGAGCCGUUGCUUGGCAAGUUGAUUCACGUAACGUGACAUUCCUGAACCAGCUUAUCGCGAAUUGGACGCUAACCACCAUUAGUUUUCCCUUACUGAUAGCUCUUAUACUAUUAGCUGUGAAGGAUGACAACAAAGAAGAAGAGGGAGCAACUAAGGAGGUUGCGAUUCCUUCGAACCAUGACAUUAGUACUACAGUGGACAAGCCCAAUAAGGAGUAGUUCCUACCAGCUAUCUUUAGCUUUGUUCACCUGAUUUAUUAUUGGGACAAAACUGUAAAGUGUGGACAAUCAACCACAGUAUAAUUUAGUUCAGUCGCUGCGUAAAAUUUCUUAGCUAAUGUGUGUUUAAUUCUCUUCAGUUUCCAGUAAUCAUUUUUUCUAAUAUUCUUACAGCUACAGCAAUUUUGAUUUUA